UGCCUGGUUUCAGUUGCACGUUCGAGGCCAUAGGAGGGGGACGCGUGCAACUGUUUUCGAUAAUCGGCCGCGCGUUCCGUACGUGAAAAGCGGACAGUAUCCCGCCAGUCACGUCCGCGUAAAAACGGAUAUAUGCCCAGAAUAUUUAUUAAGUGGGUGGCUGUGCGUGACUUUUCCCCUGUGAAUAGCUAGCCUGGCAAAUGAUCACCACGAAAAUAGAACGGGUGUUUGUUUGAUGACUGGAAACGUUGGCGAUGUCAUGAAACGGCGCCCCGGCCCGGUGCGUCGUGACGUGCGAAGUUUCAGUGACAAAUCGGACUAAACAAAAAUAUUCGAUGUAAGUUUCCAGAACUGUGAAAAGCAUCACACUUAUUAUAAACAGCUGACUAUAAAAAAAAAAACAUAAAAUAGUGAUUGUGUUUAUUUUCUAACAUAAUUUGAAAAUGGAACUGUGACUAUAAAUAAUAAUCUGGAACGAACAGUUUUGAUCGUUCAUAACAUUCAAAAUGUCGUGUUCAAAAGCGCGGGAACUUUUGUGUGAAACUAUCACAUUAGACUAAAUUAAGUAAAAGUGGUUAAGUGACAAUGUUGCCGUAUCAAGCGGUAGCUAUGGACUACGCGGUGGCUUCCGCUGGUUUUCAUCAUCACCAACGGCCUGGCGGGCUACCUGGAGUGAUGGGCCUGCCGGGGCCGGGGCCGGGCCUCAAUCCAGGGCUAAACCCGGCUUUCACCCAUUCCUGGUUCGUACAGACAAGCCCGGAUAUCUGUCGGCAGCAACAAGCAUCCAACCAAUCGCAUCUCGAACCUGGUAUCCUCGAGCUUCGAAAAGAGAAGAGUCGGGACGCAGCUCGUUCAAGACGGGGAAAGGAGAACUAUGAGUUUUACGAAUUAGCGAAAAUGUUGCCGCUCCCUGCUGCUAUCACGAGCCAGUUGGACAAGGCGUCUAUCAUAAGGCUGACCAUAAGUUACCUCAAAUUAAGAGACUUCUCCGGACAUGGGGACCCGCCGUGGAGCCGCGACCCUCCACCUAGCAGUAAAGCCUUGAAAGGUGCUCAAAGCAGACGGACGGCAAUCGGUCUCGCUAUGGAACUGUUUGAGCAGCAUCAGGGCACACAUAUUCUCCAGUCUCUCGACGGGUUCGCGUUGUCAGUGGCGGCCGACGGGAGGUUCCUGUACAUAUCUGAAACUGUAUCUAUAUAUUUAGGAUUAUCACAAGUGGAGAUGACGGGUAGUAGUAUAUUCGAUUACGUGCACCAAGCUGAUCACGCGGAAAUCGCUGAACAACUGGGGCUCUCUUUAGCUGGAAGAUCAGGAGGUGCUGGACUAAAUAGUCCUGCGUCAGGCAGUGAAGAAGGUAGUCAACAUGGCACUAAUAACCCUGACGUCUCAUCACAAAUGAGUUUAGCAGCGAGUGGACAGUUGUACCGAGGAAUGGACCGAGCUUUCUGCGUGCGAAUGAAAAGUACUCUCACCAAACGUGGCUGCCACUUCAAAUCCUCAGGAUACAGGGUGGUGCUUAUGCUGUGUAGACUUCGACCACAAUACUCAUUCUCCCAUAGUCGGAAGUCACCAACAGUACUACUGGGGAUGGUGGCUCUGGCGAUAGCAUUACCACCGCCAUCAGUUCACGAAAUAAGACUGGAAUCAGACAUGUUCGUCACGAGGAUCAACUUCGAUUUCCGAAUAGCGCACUGCGAACCCAGCAGGGUAUCAGAAUUGCUCGGGUAUACUGCGGAAGAGCUCACGGGAAAGAAUCUCUACGCGCUCUGCCAUGGGGAAGAUGCCAACAAACUUAGGAAAUGCCAUGUAGAUUUAAUGAACAAAGGACAAGUAUUAACACACUACUACAGAAUAAUGAACAAGUUAGGUGGUUACACGUGGAUGCAAACGUGUGCCACCGUCGUCUGCUCCUCCAAGAAUGCUGAAGAGCAGAACAUUAUUUGCGUCAACUAUGUCAUCAGUGGUCGUGAAUAUCCAAAUACAGUAAUGGAUUGUUGUCAAUUAGAAGAAAGUGUGCAAGGUGUGAAGCGAGAAGAAACGACCGGAGAUCCCGAAAACGGUCCACCUGAUACAGAUAGUUCUGGGGCACCGCCCCCUCCACCCCGGCACCCUGCUGAGAGAACUGAACCACCAACAAACACUGACUCAGCAUCUACAGCGCCAGUCCCUACAUCUGAUGUCACACAUUUAACUAGACUGAACGAUUCUCAACCGUUACCUCUCCACACUAACCCAGAAAGGACAUCACCCAUGCCAGCAAGAAGACUGAAAAAACGGAAACACACAACUGAGGAGGACGAAGAAAGAGACGAAGAUAGACGAAAAUCUUCUUCCAAUCCUGGUGCAGCUAUAUCACCUGCUGAGCGGGAUAUGUCCAAAACAAAUUUAGCAAUUCCAGAGGGUACAACUGAUGCAACCUCAGUUAGAGAUUUAGAAAAUGCAAUGUCCAAACACUUACCAUCGGUUGCUUUAGAUGGUAAAGAAAUAUCGCAUCGACCAACCGACUUCUCAACGGAUGCCUUACUGAAACAGCAGCAACAAAAAUCAACUAUUCAAUGGAUAGGGACGCAGAAUCACCAUUUAAAUCACUUGAAUAGACAAUUACCUGGUAAUCACACUUCGACGCCAGCGUCAGCUUUACUAAGACAACUUUAUGCAAAUAGGGAAAGUGUUAUUCGUAGUAACUUUUUGGGGGACGGUAGAACCGGCGGCUAUUAUUCCGGAGAUGGUCAAACUGGGCCAUUACCGACGCCACCUGGCAGCGAAGGUUCAGGAUAUGGGGAACAAUUGGGGCAUAAAGGUACAGAUAUAAGUUCAUUAGCGUAUGGAGGAUACGCUGAUUACCAUUCAGCGAUGACUCCCCCAGGUUCCGUUUCGCCUAGGGACAAACAGCAAUAUGCAUUGUCUUACGAUAACAGCGCUUAUUCAGAGGCAUUAAGACACUCCUAUUUGGGAGAAGCGCCAUUGCCUUUGAAACCACAAGCAUAUUCAGCUGUCCCAGGCGCGUUGGAUUAUGCAUCUCCACUAGACCAGUCCCAAUUCUUCCACCCGCCAUCUUCAUUCCACCUUUAUCAUCCCCAAGCGCACACUGCGCAUGCGACACAUUCUCACCAAAAUGUAGAUAAAUCUAUACCACCUAAUACUAAUUGGUAUUCAGCAAGCUCAUAGCCAUGUACAUUAAAUUUGUGAAGUUAAAUGAUAUCGAGAAGACCAUUGACGUGGGAUGUGUUCAAUUGUUUGUUUCUAAUAUUUGUUCUAUAUUUGGGUUUUUAAACUGUUGUUAUGUUUAGCAUUUUUGUUAUAGUUGAAUUAACGUAACGUUCAUUUUUAUGAACUUCAUCAGAAAUUUUAGAAUUAUAAUGGAAGCUCUCAAAUUGGUUGUCUUAUUUGAUAAUAAAGCAAAGUGUAUACGGAAGAAAAAGACUAAACACUUUAAUACUCACGAGGUUCAACUUUUAAUAAACAUGGCAUUCAGGAAUCUGAUGUGCUUAUGUUUUUGAAACCAAUGAAUAUACUCUAUGAAUUAGCAAUUAUUGUGCCAAAACGGUGCUUAUGGCCCUGACAAAUGCAUUUUUAUUUAAUUUAAUACCGACCACGCAAACAUUCCAUAUUUUAAAUAUGAUUCUAAUAUGUCAUAAAAGACAAAUAUAUCCCUUAUUUAUAUAUCCAAAACAAUUGUUCUAAUAUUUUAAUUUACAUUGUCAUAUUUAAAAUAGAGUAUUCUAGAGUAAGUAUAAAAAAGUUUACAAUUUUAUUGCUCAAUUUUCAAUGUGGGGAGUCUUUGAGGUGAAAUAGUUUGUCUGAGUAUGAAUUCAUGUCUAAAUGAGACAAAUUCUAUGAUAUCAUUAUUCUGAAUUAAUGAAAAAAAAAAAGGAACCUGCUUUAUAAAGAAAGACUAUCCUUAUUAUGUAGGAUUUUUACUUAUUUAAUUGUUAUGAUCAAAUGCAAAGUUAUAAUUUAUUAAUAGUGGUACAUUGUUAAUAUGAUUUAGCGAAUAAUAUUAUUAAAAUAUGACAAAGUAAAUUAUUUUGAGUAAAAGAAGUAUUUGUGAGUGACCCCAUGAGCUAUUUAUAGCUUAUUGCAUAUCACUUUAAAUUAAGCUUUUGUAAAUUAUUGUAACAUAAAUAGUACCACGACUGUAUUUAGGUGAUAGAUAUAAACCGUAUUUCUGUAAAUUGUAGUUAGUAAGUAUUGUAUAUUAUUUUAUUAUUGGAAAUAAGAUUUCACUGUACAUAAGUAUACAAUUUACUAGAUUUCUAGGUUUAUUUAAUUGUUUUAUCAUACAAAGUGAAUUUAAUUUUUCAAUUAGAUAUGCUGUGGAUAGGUAUUCUGAAUUCUUCAUGCCUUAAACAUUUUAGAUUCCAUUACAAAUAAUUUGUAUACUACAUUAAUAUCCCAGUAAUACUACGGACUUACAUAAUUUACAAAUGUAUAUAAAACAUAUACUCCGAUAUUUAACUUAGACUGUUAUAUUUUGUAAAACAAGUUUACGUUUAAAUUUACAAAUAUUUCCUUUUAUAUUUUGUUACAUGACAAUUUAUUUAAAAAUAUUUUAAAUACUCAAUUGGAUGUUCAUUUUAUCUUAUAUGAAGCCAAAUGCAAUAUUAUUAUUUUGUUUUGUAUAAACGAAUUGUAAUUUUUAUAUUAAAACGAUUAGAUAUUACAUACAAAUAAUUAAUUGGUAAUAUUUAUGCUACAUUAUCUGUGCAAUACGAGUGGAAUGUUGUUCAUUUCGAUUUUAUAAGCUUCGUUAUCGUAUCGUAAAAUAAGAUAAUUAUCAUUAAAAUUGUAAUAAAAUGUAAUUAUUAUUAAAUCGGAAAUAAGCUUGUAAUUCAAUUGUCUGUUGUUUUCCAGUAUUUUUCUUAAACUUCAGCUCCAUGUAUUAUUUUUUUUUUUUUAGUUUGUAUUAUUGAACAAAAAACAAAGGAAAGUUUUAUUUCUCUGAAUAAAUAAUAAUUUUCAAUAAUAUUG
Galleria mellonella (greater wax moth) is the source of this 4971-nucleotide messenger RNA. It is a transcript of the gene trh, whose product is annotated as protein trachealess. Lineage: Eukaryota; Metazoa; Arthropoda; Insecta; Lepidoptera; Pyralidae. Gene Ontology annotation, biological process: regulation of transcription by RNA polymerase II. Gene Ontology annotation, molecular function: RNA polymerase II transcription regulatory region sequence-specific DNA binding; DNA-binding transcription factor activity, RNA polymerase II-specific; protein dimerization activity. The transcript has 10 exons. The record is from RefSeq and is a predicted model, not a curated record. Bases 586 to 3168 code for a protein of 860 amino acids.